AUGUACGAUCCGGAGCACAGGUGAGCCACUCCCUGAUAUUCUCUGUAAGCGGGGACGAGUGUUUCAGAGAUGCGUGGUGUGCGAAUGAGUCACUGGUUCAGUACGAGCCCGACGAGACGGCCAAGAUUUGUGCUCCGUGGGAAAAGUUUUGUGUGGUGAGCGAAAAGAAGGGUACGGUAAUUAGAUGUCCGAACUUUUCAGACAGCAGUCGUCACAAUUAACAAAGCGUUCACGAGCGUGAGCAGGGGAUGCGGAGAGAAAUGUUCGGAGCUGUGCGAGUCCACCGGAUACGGUCAGGAUCAGGUGAGUUGCGUUUGCUUGCCGGGUGGCCGAGUUGCCAGGUCACUUGGAAAAUCGCUCGGGGGCCAGAGCUCACAUUGACACAAGUUUAUAGUUUUCACACCGCCCAUGAAAUGUGAGUUGUUCAUUUCGAUCUCUUCUAAGAAACCGACCACAAAUAGACGCGCGAGUUGUUCAUGAAUUCGUGAUGAUGACGUGGCAACCGAGGGGCUGGGAGAGGGAGCGGAAGAAAGAGAGCUCCGGCGGGCUCAAAAACAAGUAGGGCCCACUACUCGGCACCCUCGCUCGCAUCCGCCGUUUCACACAUGUACAACCUCUCUUUCCUUCCAAACUCCACCCCUUUUUUUGGUUUUGAAAGAGCAAAGCGGGGAAAUUUCGGUGAAAUUCGAUACGAGACACCGGCACAUUUGGAAGAGACCUCUCCUGAGCGAAGAAGAAGAAGAAGAAGAAGAAAAAUAAAGGCUCUCUUGACGAAUUGACUAUUGUGCGUUUCUACGAGAAAGGCAGGUGAGAGGGAUGUGGUCGAAUGAGCAAAGCAAGCAGAAGAAGAAGAGGAAGAAGGAGAUGAGGGGUUGAAAUGGUGAAAAGGUGGGAGGAGGAUGACAAUGGGCGAGUGACGGAAGGGAUGGGGGCGCGAAGAAAGAAGUUGUUCGCCGGGCCCGGAAGAGAAUACUUCCUGAAUUCACGGAAAUUGACUGGGCGGCCCCCUGACUGGUCACACACGUGGCAGUUACGCAAACGUACGAAAUUGGAAACGUAGGGGAAACGUACGGGCUCGCGUGACGUCGCGAAGAGCAGGAGAGCAGCUUUUAAGCGGACGUCGGACGCAACCUAUAUUUAUUAGGCAACAACAGACUAUCGGGUUACACGGGAGACUAGAAUGGAUUUUGUGUUUAUCAGCGUUUACAGGAAAUUGGUUCUGUUUCCUGAAAUGAAGCUCGCUCCGUCAGAUUGAAUAACAAGGAAGGCUCGUCUCCGUUCCUCCCCACGCCCCGCCCCUUUCUUUUAUAGCCGUACUAGUACCAAAUGGUGUUUUUGGCCGAACUGAUUGACCGAGACUAAUUGCAACCAUGUGUUGGACGUCAGAGAGAGAGAGAGAGAGAGAGAGAGAGAGAGAGAGAGAGAGCAACUCUAUCCGAGACAGUCAUAAAACAUUUGACGACUGCUCUCCGAAAUCGCUCUAUUUUGCAGGUAAACUGCGACGACUGUUGUGAGGAGGAUCUGUGCAACGCCAACUAUUCCGUGCAAUACUACGAGGUGCUGAUGAGCCGACAGUACACUUCGUGGACGACUCCGUUGCCCGGAGAGGUACGGUCGAUUCGGAACCUACCGUACUCCUUUAUUUCAGCUCGCCUUCAAUCGGAAGCACAACCUGAGGUUCCCAUACUCUUCGGUCUCUUCGCCAAAUAAUUUAUUCUUUUGCUUACUCAGUUUCUCACUUUUCAUUCCGUUGGAAGCCUGCUGUGCUCAAUAA
Caenorhabditis sp. 36 PRJEB53466 is the source of this 1774-nucleotide messenger RNA. The record is from the annotation of a GenBank genome assembly. NCBI's taxonomy places the organism in Eukaryota, Metazoa, Nematoda, Chromadorea, Rhabditida, Rhabditidae.